Molecule: messenger RNA, 1562 nt
Organism: Cladophialophora immunda
Lineage: Eukaryota; Fungi; Ascomycota; Eurotiomycetes; Chaetothyriales; Herpotrichiellaceae
Exons: 2
Coding region: 830-1078 (82 amino acids)
Source: RefSeq, a predicted model, not a curated record
ACUCCCCUUUCGCCCAUCCAUUUCCAGCUCCGUUCAAUUUGCGGCCCAGAAUGCUCCGUGCUUCAUAAACCCAAAUGGAGCUCCCACUACCACCGACAGUCUGUCGCUUGCUGGCAGCAACGCUCAUUCCACAGACCUACAUACCCUCUCCUUGAAAGUCCAACUCGUCCAACUUCUACAGUCACUCCUUAAACUGCAUCUUUGCUUCUCGGCCCAGGUUGCAACGCGUUCUUCCCGGCACACCCUCAAUUAACCUUCGAUUCUACUGCAUGCUUGCAACGCUCCGCUUGUUUCAGAAUUCGAAGAGCUUGCAUUAGGGCCCUGCAUCCCACAGAACCUCGGGGGAACUCAAGCGCAUCACGAUAUCCCGCUCGCCUGCUCGAUUUCGUGUUCAGAAGAAGCUCCGAAAAAUCCGAGAAACUGCUCAUCUGACGCAGUCAGCCGUUCAUUGCCAGCACUGUUCAUAAGACAUCAUUGGGCCCGCUGUCCGCAGUUGCCAUCCUCAAAACCUUUCCCCGCUGGGAACCGACGUAUCCGAACGAAAAGAGGUGUGAAUAUCAAGGCGCAAGCCUCCGAACGAUCAAGGGCUGUUUCUUCACGGUUCACACACACCAAAAAAAAAGAACGUGCGCAAAGAUUAGGCCUCUGAGCACCAGGCCAGCAGAUUUCGAAAAUAGAAAGAGGGGGCACCUUGUAUAUCAAAAACAAGGCCGUCACCGUAGAUCAGCUUACACCAAGGCUCACGACUAUUCAACGCUUUGUGCCUUCGAAAAGGACUACCGUCGCUCGACUUUCGCGGACGUGUUGGAAAAGCCAUCCACGGAAAAAAAUGGGUCUCUUCGACAAGCUACAAUCAAAACUGGAGCUCUACCGCCUCGAGCAGAAAUACGCGCGUCGCAAGAAUCGGACGACAUUCACAACGGGCGCAGUAUACCAAGACGGCGAAUACUUCUACACGGGCGCCGCCGACUCGAGAAGUCCGACCAUGUCCACCAACUCGACCGGCAAUUCGAACAACAGCUCUGAAAGCAACAAGAGGAGGACACAGAUGUGGGUACCACCUGAGCAACGGAGAUGAUUGAACAGCAAGCGAUCAGGGCCGGCAACUUCUUGUCGCCGACAUAAGUGAGCUUUCUGCGGCGUUUGCUUCGUGUGAAUACUUUUUGGUCUUGUGGUUGAGCAUAGCAACGGCGUUGUCUUUAGGCUUUUCUCCGUCUCCGUGUCGAUGUCCUGCCCUUUUAUUUGUUCAAUGGAAGUAUGUGAUUUCGAAUGUCCGUGUUGGAUGAGAAGCGGCAGCAAGGGUUACGAUUGGAACUGGGGGGGGGGAUUCGGAGAGGGGGAACGAUUGAUCUGGAACUAGACGCUAGAGAGGUCGGGUUAGCGAUCGACGACCUCGACAACCGCGCGAGGAGCUUCUCCGUCAGGGGGCGAUCGGCCAUCCGGCAAAGGGUCAGUGUAUCAUAGCAUGUGCGCACUGUGCGAGACGACUUUCUCGUCACAGCCAGCACGACAAGUAGAAUAAGACGCAAGAAAUGUAUCUAAGAUAUAGAUAUACAUUCACC